GGCAGUGCCGCCGAGCCGGGGCUGGGCACCUCGGCCGCUCGGGCCGCGGCGGCGGGGACCAUGCCGAGGAAAGUCUCCUGAGCCCGGCAACUUCGGCCCCUCCCCGCCCCCACCCGGGCUGCCCUCGGCGCGGCCCUGUCCAUGUGCAGCCGGCCGGCCGGGCUCUCCUCCUCGCAGGCGGAUGGGUGACCUUUUCCUGGCACGGGCAGGCUGUGCAAGGCGGCGGAGCAGGCGAUGAAGAAGAAGCAGCAGCAGCAGCAGCAGCAGCAGCAGCAGCAUCCCGGCAGCGGCGCGGAUCCCUGGCCCCAUGGGGCCCCUCUGGGGGGCGCCCCUCCCGGCCUGGGCAGCUGGAAGCGCCGGGUCUCCCUGCUGCCUCUCCUGCGCUUCUCCCUCCGGGACUACGGUUUCUGCAUGGCCACCCUGCUGGUCUUCUGCCUGGGCUCCCUCUUCUAUCAGCUCGGCGGGGGACCCCCGCGCUUUCUGCUCGACCUGCGGCAGUAUUUGGGAAAUUCCACUUACUUAGAUGACCAUGGACCCCCUCCUAGUAAGGCGCUGCCUUUCCCGAGCCAGGUGGUGUACAACAGAGUUGGCAAGUGUGGGAGCCGGACCGUGGUCUUGCUUCUGAGAAUCCUGUCAGAGAAGCACGGAUUCAAUUUGGUUACGUCAGACAUUCACAACAAAACCAGACUUACCAAAAAUGAACAAAUGGAACUGAUUAAAAAUAUAAGUACUGCCGAACAGCCCUAUUUAUUCACUCGACAUGUUCAUUUCCUCAACUUCUCAAGGUUUGGAGGAGACCAGCCUGUCUACAUCAACAUCAUUAGAGACCCUGUCAACCGGUUUUUAUCUAACUAUUUUUUCCGUCGAUUUGGAGACUGGAGAGGAGAACAGAAUCACAUGAUCCGUACCCCCAGCAUGAGGCAGGAAGAGCGCUACCUGGACAUCAACGAGUGUAUCCUUGAAAACUAUCCUGAGUGUUCCAACCCCAGGUUGUUUUACAUCAUUCCGUACUUUUGUGGACAGCAUCCCAGAUGCAGGGAGCCUGGUGAGUGGGCCCUUGAAAGAGCAAAGUUGAACGUCAAUGAAAACUUCCUGCUUGUGGGGAUUCUUGAGGAGUUGGAAGAUGUGCUGCUUCUACUGGAAAGAUUUUUACCUCAUUACUUCAAGGGUGUGCUCAGUAUCUACAAAGACCCAGAGCAUAGGAAACUUGGAAACAUGACUGUGACCGUGAAGAAGACCGUCCCCUCUCCUGAGGCUGUGCAGAUUCUCUACCAGCGAAUGCGAUACGAGUACGAGUUCUACCACUACGUCAAGGAGCAGUUCCACCUGCUGAAGCGCAAGUUCGGACUGAAGUCCCGGGUCAGCCACCCCGUGCUGAGACCCCAGUUCUUCCUUCCGACCCCACUGGAAACAGAGGAGCCGAUUGAUGACGAGGAACAGGAUGAUGAGAAGUGGCUCGAAGAUAUUUAUAAGAGAAACCAACAAAUCUCUCUAGAAUUUUUUCUUCGUUCACUAAAAUUGGACGGUAGCCAAGAUAUAAAGCAAGUGAUUUGGAACCUGUCAAGUGUGCACUAAAGCUACUAUAUUAUGAGAUGUAUUGAGAAGGCUUCACCCCGCAGGAGUCCAGUGAAGGCUGGGACCACAGAGGCACAGAGACCAGCAUUUGGCCGCUUGUGGGCCUCCUUUCUGCCUCAGAGAACUGGGGCAGGGAAGUGAUGAAGGGAAAUGUUCUUAGAAGAGGAAAUAUCCUUUGUCCUAUUUAGAGAGACCAGGGCCCUACCAUUAGGCUUACUUUAAAAAUCAACCCGGAGAAGAGCUAUCAUACUAACAACAGAGCAAGAGCUGCUGCCUGGUACCUUGUGAGUCCAUUCCUUUGAAAUCGCAUAUAAAGAAUGAUCGUUAGUUUACACACUGUGCAAUCUCAUUAUCUGAAAAUAAGGUCUGCUAAGUGUUCUCUGCUGUUGUCAGCACAUCAGGACAAUUUGUCAUUUAAAAAAAUGCAUCCUCUCAGUGCAAGUUCACAUGGGCACUUCUGCCUGUGUGUUCAAAGGCAUUUAUUGUCAGCAGUGAUCAUUAUAGCGUCACAGCGAACGAGGCUGGCUGAUUUACUUACAGGGCCUUAAUGUAAUUUUGCCCCAACAAACAGCCUCUAGGCCCUAAAAGUCGAGGCACGUCAUCAGUUUGGCACACACGACAACGUUUCUUUGGCCCUGAGCCCAACACAGUUUGUACUUCAUGAAAUAUAUUGUACAUUUUACAUAGUUUAAUUUAAAAAAUACAUUUUAAGCUGGUAGAUCUUUGACCGCCUUAUUUAUUAUAAGCUUUCAGCACAUUCCAAGGUUUUAGUUACUCAGGAAGGAGUUAAUUAAAAUGAUUUUAUUUUGGUCUGAUGGAUGUUUUUUAAAAGGAAAAUUAUUAUUAUGAACCUUCAGCCUACUUUCCUUGAGUGCCGUAAAAGUGCUUGUAAAUUGUUUUGUUUUUUUUUUAAGAAGAAAACAUGGUGUUUGACAUUGAUGGAAAUUCAAAAAUAUAUAUGGAACUGAAACAUUAGCUUAGCUAAAAUAAAAGCAAUCUGUGUUUGA
Molecule: messenger RNA, 2582 nt
Organism: Lagenorhynchus albirostris (white-beaked dolphin)
Lineage: Eukaryota; Metazoa; Chordata; Mammalia; Artiodactyla; Delphinidae
Gene: UST
Product: uronyl 2-sulfotransferase
Exons: 9
Coding region: 235-1575 (446 amino acids)
Cellular component (GO): membrane
Molecular function (GO): sulfotransferase activity
Source: RefSeq, a predicted model, not a curated record